Messenger RNA from Branchiostoma belcheri (Belcher's lancelet), 2361 nucleotides. Its product is annotated as gibberellic acid methyltransferase 2-like. NCBI's taxonomy places the organism in Eukaryota, Metazoa, Chordata, Leptocardii, Amphioxiformes, Branchiostomatidae. Gene Ontology annotation, biological process: methylation. Gene Ontology annotation, molecular function: S-adenosylmethionine-dependent methyltransferase activity. Bases 1 to 1143 code for a protein of 380 amino acids. The record is from RefSeq and is a predicted model, not a curated record. The transcript has 8 exons.
AUGCCGGCAGAGAAAGAGUCAACGACCCCCCACAGCCACGUCCCCUACGGGGCCGAAGGUUCGGGGUUUUAUUCCGACAACACCAUCGGCUGUUACAACGUAAUCCAGGCCUCCAUUCCCAUCGUGAUGGACGCGAUCAACUCCAUGAACCUUGACACGGGGAGGACGUUCACCAUCGCAGACUACGGAACUGCUGAUGGAGGGACUUCCAUGCCCAUGUUGUAUCAGGUCAUCAAGUUUCUACGAGCAAAGUAUGGAGAUGCCCUCCCCAUCCACGUGGCCUAUGAGGACCAGCCAGUCAACGACUUUAAGUCCCUGUUCCUGCGUCUUCAAGGCCUCCUGCCCAUGCCUGAGAACAACAGCUACUUCAAGGACUUUGCUAACACUUAUGUGACGGCUUGUGGAACUUCAUUCUACGCGCAGUCUUACCCCCCAAACUUUGUGGACCUGGGUUUCUCAGCCACAGCGAUGCACUGGCUGCAGAAGAAGCCGUGUAACCUGACGGACGCGCUGCACCACACGUCUGCGGGGGUUCCCCAGGAGAAACAGCUGUUUGCAGCACAGGCAGCACUGGACUGGGAACAGAACCUGAUGCACAGGGCGAAGGAACUCGCCCCUGGGGGUCACUUGGUGAUCGUGAACUUCUGCGUGGAUGAGAAAGGUCGUUACCUCGGCAACACGGACAAGAAGCAGUCCAUGUUCGAGCGGAUGACAUCACUGUGGAGGAAGCUGGUGCAAGAAGGGACCAUCACUCAGGAAGAGUUUGUGAACACGACCUUCAUUAACUACUACCGCUCUGUGGAGGAGGUCAGCGCUCCGUUCAAGGACGAGUCGUCACCUGUCAGGAAGGCAGGGCUGUCUCUGGUCUCCGUGGAGACUAAGGUGACAGAGUGUCCAUAUUGGGCACGCUGGAUGCGGGAGGGGGGCGAUGCCAAGGUUCACGCCAAACGGUUCAUCCCCACAACUCGCACCUGGAGCAACCACACCUUCCUGUCAGGUCUGUCUGACAGUCGCUCUGCGGCAGAGAAAGCAGCGAUCGUGGACAAGUUCUUUGGGAUGUACGAGGCGGAGGUGGCGGCUGCACCCGCCGACCACGGCAUGGGAUACGUGCACACCUUCAUCCACAUCAAGAAGGACAACUAAGUUCACAACUGUCAUUCCCUGACACCCCCUUUUCACUAGAGGCUGAGACCACAGAGGCUAAAAUUUGACAGAUUGCUCGAUGAAUUUCCUAGGGAACAAGUUUUUUGUUCCGUUGUCAUACUUUUACAUCUUGCAUCAUACUCAUAGCAAUCUACCGCCAUUGUCAGAUUAUGUAAGUUCUUAAUAAACCAAUCAUCAAUCAAUCAUGAAAUCAAGGAUCACACAAAUGCAGUUUUGGUCCCUCAGCGAUCAGUGUCUAGUGAAGGGGAUGGGGCAUAAGCAUCAGAAGAUGUAUAAAAUCUUCUGUUUUAAACCUUUGGUUCUCAAAGAUGACUUAGCCAUAACUUCCACUGCGAGUUAGGGGCUUUAAGUAAGAUUUGUCCUCACAUGUUAGUUUUGUAUUGUAUUAGAUAAUGUUGGACAAAAAGAUCAAUACCUGGCCAAAAUACUGCAGCCUCCAAAACUACUGGUUAUGUUAGGAUGGAUUCACCACAUGCUCAGUACCUACAAUGUAGUCUAUAAGCUACCUCACUAUUCUAUUGUAGGCUCAUUUAGACACUAUAUUUGUAUUGCCUACAGAGAAUUUUACCAGAGACAGAUUUGGUAUCAAAUAGAGAUGGAUGUGGUGUUGAAUUUUUGGCAGAUUCCAACUUGAAAACAUUCCUUUUAAUUCUACCAACCAGUUUUUUUUCUUGUAUUAAGAAAUUGCUCUGUCAAAACCAUGGCAAGAAAAACUAAUAUGGUUUUGCCAUUUUAAACAAUGGAGGUAUGGACAGGAUACAGAUCAACAGUUUUGCCAUAGGGUUCUUGUGCAUAUUAGUAUGCAAACCAAAAGUGUUUCUUUUAUAAUGUACUUCUUUACUUCCAUGGACAUUAUAUAUGAAGAAAUGGGCCAUGACAUAGCCAUAUGACUCAUACAUCCAAAAUAGUUAUAACAAAUUGAUCCACAGAAAACAUUUAGGAUGUUCACUUGCUUUAUUACACAACAUAUAAAAGCAAUGCUGUAGCUUUAAUGCUACUUAACAUACUGACAGUGACAUAGGCUUCUACAUUUUUCUUACAUGUCUAUAGUCACAUAUAUUGCUUCUUACUACUGAAACGUUAUCAGUAUACAUAAGAUAUAAUCAUGGACAUCUCUGUGCUAUAAGAUCUGAUUUUGGAAGUUCCACACUUAUCACUGAUGAAUUAAAUUGUACUUCCUGAAGUGCCAACCACGUA